AUGACUGAGAUCAUAGACAAUAGACUAUCGGAGUUUGAAGACAUUCACCACUAAAACCCAGUGGAGGCUCCAACUGUCGAUGAGCAUUCUGAAGACUAACAAGCAAUCGGACUGCCAGAAGAGAAUCUUAAUGCGAAUAAUCCUGAGUAGGCAGAAGAUGCUGAAUAGGAGAGAUAAAAUGAUCAGCUAGACUAGGAUAUAGAAGAAGCUGAAGAAUAUGAUUAAGAUUAGAAUGAUCAAGAAAUGGAGGACGAAGAAGAGUAAAUGAUGAAUUUGUAGAAUGGAAGCAACUAUAGAGACUUGGAAGAGAAUUUUGAGUAGAUAUCAUUAGAGCAGUAGUAAAAAUUUGCUCAGCAGUAUUACUAAUCUGAGGAUCAAGAAGAUGAAUUCGGAGAUCAUUUAAAGCCAAUUAAUGAAGAAGAACUUGAAUAGUAGAAGGAACAGGAGAGGCAAAGAUUAUAACAAUAGCAGUAGUUAGCACUACAAUCGCAAAGACAACAGCAACAAUAACAAGCGUAAAUAAAUAAUCCUGAGGACUCAAGUAGAUUAUAGCAAAAUAGCAGCUUCAAUCAGACUAAAAAUGUGUCAGCUAGUGAUUAUCAAAGAUAGCAAUAAUCUUACAAUCAAUAGAUAUAGAAUUAGCAAUAGCAAACCAAUCAAAGUGAUGUAUCAGGCUAGACUACUAGCAACAGUACUUAGCAAGUAAACUCGCAUCUUUAACUAUCGUAAAUAAAUUAAUAAGACUUGGAAAAGAAGCUUAACGAAAACUACAAAGCUUUUUGCCAUCAUAAAUAUCAAGAAAUUGUAGCUAAAUACCCGCAAUUAGUUAGUGAUAGUGAGUAGAUUGCAACGAUUAUAGCUAAAGAAUGGCAUAGUUUGCCUUCUGACUAAAAAUUAAACUUAAAAAUAAUACAAGUUUAAAGCCAAAGGCCCCAGCAAGUUGCAUAGCAAUAAAUCAGUCCAUCUCAAUAGCUUUUACAGUAAUAAAUGACACAGUCUAAUCCUUAUCACCAAGCAUAGAUUAUGCCUGGCAUCAGUGGUAUUCAAAUGAAAGUCAAAAAGUUUAGAAGAACUAAAGCUGAGUUGGAAUCAGCUGCAGAAAAACCAAAGAAGUGCAUGACUCCAUAUCUCUACUUCGUAAAGUAAAACAGAGCUAGGAUUGGAUAAGAAAAUCCGGGUAGAAGCUUUAAAGAUAUGAUGCAAUUGAUUUCUUAAAUCUGGGCUCGAAUGACUCCUUAAGAGAAAAUUCCAUAUGAUCAAAUGGCAGCUCAUGACAAGAUUAGACAUGAGUCUGAAAUGAGAGACUACCAAGUAAAUGUUAUCGAAAAGGGUAUGAAGCCCAUAAAAAAAUAAAGGAAAGUAAGAGGGCUAGGAAAAUUAGCUCUAAUGGGUGGCUAAGUUAUGCCUGUAAAGGCCAAGUCUAUAGUUCCUAGUAUGCUUGUAGGAAGUUAGCCGAUUCAGUAGAUAUAACAAUCUCAGCCUUAGAUUGGAAAUAAUUAAUAUGCGAAUGUGGUAACUCUAUAUAGCAUGAUUUAGCAAUAAAAUCAAAUCAUAAAUAUGCUAUUGACUUAGCAAACUUAGCUGCAGUCAAAUAAGGAUCAUAAUUCAAAUCAAAAUUAGCAUCAUUAGUAGUUACAAUAAUAAAAUGCUUAGCUAUAAUAAUAGCACUAAUAAAGCAUGAUCGCUUAGAAUUAAAACGGUAACCUCUCUGUAUCUCUAAACCAGAGUGCAGCAGUACCUAAUAUAAAUGGCAACAGUGGUACCCUAAGUAACAAUCCUGGAGGCGGGUGCGGACAAAAUAUUGGAGGGAAUACAGGAGUUUUUGGAGGUCAACUAAAUAAUCUAAUCAACUAAUACUAAUAAGUUUGA
This is a messenger RNA of Stylonychia lemnae, 1869 nucleotides long. The record is from the annotation of a GenBank genome assembly. Lineage: Eukaryota; Ciliophora; Spirotrichea; Sporadotrichida; Oxytrichidae.